This is a messenger RNA of Neoarius graeffei (lesser salmon catfish), 1287 nucleotides long. It is a transcript of the gene gdf9, whose product is annotated as growth differentiation factor 9. The coding region runs from base 4 to 1287 and encodes 427 amino acids. The transcript has 2 exons. Gene Ontology annotation, biological process: SMAD protein signal transduction; BMP signaling pathway. The record is from RefSeq and is a predicted model, not a curated record. Gene Ontology annotation, molecular function: cytokine activity; growth factor activity. Gene Ontology annotation, cellular component: extracellular region. NCBI's taxonomy places the organism in Eukaryota, Metazoa, Chordata, Actinopteri, Siluriformes, Ariidae.
AUCAUGGUUAAGGAAAGAUGCGCGGUUUUUUACCUCAACGCCCUUGUGUUCGUGCUGAUGGGCGCCGAAGUGUCGGGUCUCUCGGACCCCGGUGCUGGAGCGCAGUCCGCCGAACACUUGGCGCAUCACGGCAACAUUUUAAGCCCGUUAUUGAAAGCCUUAUCCGAGCACGAGCCGUGGGGGAUUCACUUCCCGAGAGCUAGACCUGAUUCCAGAUACGUCCGGUUCAUGAAAAGGCUUUACAGACUGUCUACAAAGCAUGAGAGGAGCCACGAGGCGUCUCACCUUUACAACACGGUGCGCCUGAUCACAGCACGGCAGGAGUGUCUGGACCAGUGUGGAGAAUUUUUCAUGCAGGGCAUUUCUUACAGUCUGAACCGUGUACGAGCCCAGGAAGAGCUGCUCAAAUCGGUUCUGCUCUACUCCUUGGACCACAACCAUGCAGCCUCUCUCAUCUCUCACUGCUACCUGAACAUAAAGGAACAGACACCAUCAGACAUGCACGUAUGCCUCAGCUCUCCCAGCUCCCAGCACUCAAUGUCACCCAUCAGUUUCCAUUUCCGAGUCAACCGAGCCGGCCACCACAAGUGGCUGGAGGUGGAUGUGACGCCCUUCCUCCACCCUCUCAUCAAGGGCCACAAAAAUGACAUCCACCUACUCAUCAACCUCACCUGCCUAGACGAUGAACCAGGACAUCGCGCUUCCAGAUGCCUUGUGGAGCUCACGCACAUGGCUCCAUCUCUUUUGCUGUAUCUGAACGACACCAGUGAGGUGGCCUACCAGAGAGGUUUCUCUCACACUAGGCUGGGAGAAAUCCAAUCAAACCAUUGGGGUGAAAGUCUACAGAACCAGUAUUAUGGAUCUGGUAUCCACAGGCUGAAAUGGAGAGAUCGGAGGAGUGUUUCAGACACAACUCAAUUCUUCAAGUCAAGCAGUGAAAGUGGACCACUGUCCAAAUUCGAACACCCAACAGAUGACUGCGACCUCUAUGACUUCCGAGUGAGCUUCUCCCAGCUCAGACUAGACCACUGGAUCAUAGCGCCAUCCAAGUACAACCCCAGGUACUGCAAAGGCAUCUGUCCUCGUGUUGUGGGCCAUAUCUAUGGCUCGCCAGUGCACACAAUGGUACAGAACAUUAUUUAUGAGAAGCUGGACUCCUCCGUGCCCAGACCUUCUUGCGUUCCUUCUGAAUACGACCCUCUGAGUGUUUUGACCAUUGAAAAUGAUGGCUCUAUUGCAUAUAAGGAAUACGAAGAAAUGAUUGCUACAAAGUGUACAUGCCGCUAA